UGGUGGAAAAGGUUGUGUAUUUUAACGAUACGUAAAAGUUUUAUGCGUGUUUUGAAAAGUGUGUACAGUGAAAAGUGACGAGCAAAGUGCAAAGAUGUAUAACAAGUGAAGUGAAAGUGUCUGUGAUUGUCACUUUUGAGGAAUUGCGUCUUUUGGAGUAUGGGUGGAUGUUUAUAGGAAGUACUGUGAUGGUGUGAGCGCAUGGGUGGCGGCGCACUGCUGGAGGCGGCGGCGCGGGGUGACGCAGGCCGCGUGGCUAGCUUGAUCCGAGCUGGAGCGCCCGUCGAUGCUACUGACGAGAAUGGCUGCAGCGCCUUGCAGCGCGCGGCGGCCGACGGGCACGUGGACGUGGUCCGCGUGCUGCUGGAGCAGGGCGCAGACCCCAACAAGCAGGACCUCGUGCACGGCAACACAGCAGCGCACGAAGCAGCGUGGAAGGGCUACUCGCGCACCGUGGCCACACUGGCGCGGAGCUGCGACCUGCGCGCGCGCAACGCUGCCGGUUUCGCGCCGCUCCACCUGGCGACGCAGAACGGACACAACCAGUCCGCCAGGGAGAUACUCCUCGCUGGCGCGCCGCCCGACUUGCAGAACAACUAUGGCGAUACAUCCCUGCAUACUGCAGCGCGCUAUGGCCACGCGGGCGUCACUCGUAUCCUCAUCUCAGCGCAAUGCCGCGUCUCCGAGCAGAACAAGAACGGCGACACCGCACUCCACAUAGCGGCCGCCAUGGGCCGCCGAAAACUGACGAGAAUACUCCUCGAAGCCGGCUGCGACAAGUCACUCAAGAACCACCAGGGAGAAACAGCAAGAGACAUCGCCACCAGAAAGGGCUUGGAAGAAAUAAUCAGCAUCCUCAACACGCCAGUCGCCAAACAGUCCAAAAAGAAAGACAAACAUCGAGACAAAAGCAAAGAAAGGACUAUCGAUGAACCGGACGACGCAAAGAAAAGAGACAAAAGCAAAGACAAAAAGAAAAAGAAUGUACAUUUCGAAACCCCCGCCGCGCCUCCAGUUCAGUGGUCACCAUACGGGUGUCACUAUUAUCCAGACCCAAAAUACUUCCCUAAACCCAAGCUAAACUCGCUUCCCACCGAACCCUUGAAAAAAGGCGAGCAGUACUAUUUGGAUUUAGCGGGAAAUAUAAAAAAGGGCCCCAUCGGAGCAGGAUAUACGUGCUACUGUGCCCCAUUCUUCAAACACAUGGAAGAGAAACUCAAUGAGGACAAGAAAGAUCUAAAACGCCAUAUCGAUAGAGCCCAUGAAAAAUUAGAUCAGAAAGUCACAGAUUUAGAAAUGAAAACUCAAGGUCAAAUAUCGGAAUUAACAAGAUUUGUUGCGGCUGAAAGGGCUCUCUGUAAGGAGAGGCAUAAACAUUUAGAGCAAUGGUUGACGAGAGGCAUGAUGUUCAGAGCGUCAGAAAGAGUGAAGAAACUAGACUUCAGUCCAAAAGGAUCACUAGAUAUACCACCGAUAAAAAGAACGAGAAGUCUCGAAAUUUUGGAUGGAGGUAACGAAGAAUGGAACAAUGUGAACAGAAUUAUAAGGAGCUUCAACGAAAACGUGGAGCAGUGUGAAAGCAUAGCCAAAGACCUGGAGUAUAGUGGUAAAGCCACGUCCCAAAGCACUGAGAAUUUGGACAAUAGAUCACCUAGAAGUCCAAGACGGAAACAUAUGCUUAAAAAUUCGAGAAGUAGCGAUCAGCUAGAUGUCGGGCCUAGUCGGUGUUCAAGAUCUCCUCAUACAAUACAUCAUACAAAUUGCAGUCAAGGUACCUCUCCUAACGUCACAGCUGAAAUUCACGUUAAAGCUAAUAAGGUUUCUGUAUCACAAUCCCCGGUAUCAGAUGUUCCUGUUCAUAGUGAAAGAUACAUAUCUCCAUGUAGAAACUCUACAGCCAUAUCCUCUAGUAGUAGUAAUCGACAAUCAGAUUUUAAGUGCCCAGAAGAGCGUACUAUGAUAAAUAGCCAAUUAGAACAACAAAAUGAACAUAUGUGGAAAAGUCAAGUGUUGCAAAGAACGGCUGACGAUAUUCGAAAAAGGGUGAUGCUUGAAAAAGAAAUGUCUGACGCAUUGCCAAGGAAUACAAAAUCUAUGGACAUCUCUCAAGAUGGAUAUAUAAAAUUUUCUAAACAACCAGAUUACAGAGAAGAGUGUAAUAUAGAGAGAGAACCUCGGAGAUCAGUUCAAGAAUUGGUAGCUCAGGUAGAGCACCAACAAAGGCAUAUCUCACCAGAAAGAAUUCCUUUACCGAGAGCAGUAAUUGAGAAAGAGACACCGUUGCCUAUACAACCGAAUCCUGUCCUAAAAAUGCCUCAACAGCCUUUGAGACCUGCACCAAUAUUGAAAGAAAAACCUCCUAAAACUAAAAGGUUUAGCUUACACAACCUCAUACCGUUUCCAACGAGAAAAGCUUUUCAUACUCCGCCAAAGGAAAAUGGUAACAAUUCAGAGAGUAGCGACGAAGAAGACAAUCCUAUAAGAAGUACAAAUCAACCAGGACCAAUGAGGAACACCAAUUUACUGCAAACUCUACCUCUGCCCAACUACGAGUCCAUUUCAAUGAAGUCCCAAUCACCAGCGCCUCAAGUGCAAACACAAAAUUAUCCCCACGAUAUUAGAAUGAUUCCAAAAGACGCAUACUUCCACGAUAUACCUAACAGACAGAUGCAUCAUCAGAUGCCGUAUAGACAGGAAAACGGUCUGCCAUACCCUCACCACCCUUGUCAGAAUCAAUUAGAUUACAAUGAGUCCGGUCUCCCCCAAAAUCAAGUUCAGGCCCGUAACAGAAAUCCUAUACACCACCAUCAAACGGGGGUUUUCAGCGCAAUGAUGCAAGAUCACAUGAUAAGAGAAAUAGAAAGGAUACCCCAUUGUUACAGCGACCACUUGGAUCAGAAUACUGAAGUUGAAAUUGCAAACCAGAACGAUCACUUUCGCGGUAGUUACUACGAUAACCGUCCACCAAUGUACCCGAAUUUUAGACCAAAUCCACAUGCCAUAAGAAAACCGACACCUGAUCAUAGUUUGCUACACAGUAGACUCCAAUCUUUAGCUAUAAACACCCAUUUGACUGAAACUCAGAGUCAAACGGACAGGGAGUCUCAUAAUGAUUCAGGAUACAGUACAAAGGUUUAUGGUAGUUCCCAAGGGCCGUCGCCAAGUCUGUCUGGUCAUGUGGAUGAUAACUUGUCAGGCCAAAUGGUCAGUAUUCUGCCCAACAAUAAAGAAGCUAGUGGACAAAUGGGAGCAUCGAGCUUAGUGUAGCAUGAGUAAUCUUUCAUUUGAAAUACUUUGAUAUAAAUUUUCUAAAGAGGUUAUUUUAGCGUUUAAACUAUCAUGAGUGAUUUUUUCCAUUAUAACUUAUAAGUACCUAAGUAUAGAUUGUUACGACUAUACUCACGUAACUAUUUAGUCGGUGUAA
Messenger RNA from Maniola jurtina (meadow brown), 3424 nucleotides. RefSeq lists its product as uncharacterized. The coding region runs from base 202 to 3267 and encodes 1021 amino acids. The record is from RefSeq and is a predicted model, not a curated record. The transcript has 5 exons. Gene Ontology annotation, molecular function: protein binding. NCBI's taxonomy places the organism in Eukaryota, Metazoa, Arthropoda, Insecta, Lepidoptera, Nymphalidae.